Lingula anatina is the source of this 3933-nucleotide messenger RNA. Its product is annotated as dual serine/threonine and tyrosine protein kinase. Lineage: Eukaryota; Metazoa; Brachiopoda; Lingulata; Lingulida; Lingulidae. Gene Ontology annotation, molecular function: protein kinase activity; ATP binding. Gene Ontology annotation, biological process: positive regulation of fibroblast growth factor receptor signaling pathway; positive regulation of ERK1 and ERK2 cascade; cellular response to fibroblast growth factor stimulus. The record is from RefSeq and is a predicted model, not a curated record. Gene Ontology annotation, cellular component: cytoplasm.
GGUUCUCGGUCACUGGCAAUGUAGAGAAGGAAUCGAAAUGGCUGUGCAUCAACAGAGUUUGGCGCACGAAGUGCACAACUUCGUGAAAAACGCCCACAGGCUCAGGGGUGUGCUGUCAGAGACGGAAAGUAUGUUUAAAGACAUCAAUACGUGUGGGAACUUCGACCAAGAACAAACCGUUGUUGCCGAGAUCCUUGCUGAGGAACGCGGGGAAUUGGAGCACGUUUUAAGUGACCCGCCAUGUUUUAUCAUCCUUGGCCAAACUUGCUACGCAAAAGCUAGCGUAGUUAAUGAAGUAUUUAACCAAACAGUGCUGCCUCCUAUUGACGAUGAAGACUUUGACACAAAAUGGCGGAUGGCACGAUUCAAAUACGGUGAACAAAGAACUAUCAGUCGAUCGAUACCAGGGAGUUACGAACUUGUAGAUAAUUUAACUGACAAUUAUCAUUCAUGGCGAACAAUCCCCAGUCAGGAUUUAGUACUGCGUGAUUCUGAGGCCAGGGAACCGGUGGGAACUCUGCCUUGCUUAGAGGUGAACCUCAAACAUAACGUGCUGAAGGAUGACGUUCAGGUGAUUUUAUCCCCGACCAACUGUUCAGCCUCUCUCAGUGAAAUGGUGGCCUUGUACAAGGAAGAUGUCUUACCUAUUGUGAUGUAUGCUAUUGGUGCUGAUCAGCUGACAGAGAAGGAUCUAGAAGAGCUGAAGGAAUUGCAUGAAGCAGAACCGGAACUGCCUGUAUUUUUUGUCCGGGUACCACCUCCGCUCCCCCUGGACCUGACGGAUGGACCAAGUAGGGUAAAUGGCGUCGGCCCAACCAAUGAUUAUCGCAACAGUAACAGUAAACGUAAUUCCAAGAGAAACUCUGCUGAAUACAAGAUAGGACUGAAUCUUUUCCAGCAGCUUUGUGAUAUAGGUUUCCUUAGUAUGCUUCCAACAUCCACAGAACAGGUGCUCCAAACCCUGAGCUCGUCCACAUCUAGUGGCUCAGGAGAGCACGUUAUCAUGGAGAGCGAAUUGUUGGAGAACUUUGAUCAGUUUACGCCUUCGUUAGUGCAAUACACUCAGCGUGUACUACGGCAGAUGUUAGUGGCCGUUGCCGGGGUGAUGAACCAAAUACAUGGACGCUGCUUGAAAAUGAUUAUCAUGACGGCGUUUGACAUGCAGAGAGACAUGAUGGUGACGCCGCGCAGAUUGGAGUUUGCGCGUGAAAAGGAGUGUGAGUUAUACAACUCACUUAUGGACAUUGCCAUGAAGAAGCAGGACGAGAUAAAGACGAUCAUCGCAGAGACAGUUCAGGACAUGAAGGAAAAAUUGGUAGCGAAAGCUGCAGAAUACGAUUUCAUAGGGGUAGACAUCAGUGAUUCCGCAGAGAUUCGUACAGCGCGGGACCUGAAAAUCUGCACGGGGCAGGUAGAAGAGCUGCUGCUAGGAGCCCUGAAUAACGCCAUCGCGGGCAAACUGGUAGAAUCUGUGGACAUACUACGAGACAGUUAUACAGGGACACUCACCAGGUGCUUGGAGAGUUUAGAGAAGGCUGACAGGGACAAUAAUGAACAUGCUUCAACAACAGAGGCACUCAAGCAGAUCAUCAAUGCAGCCUACCAGGUGGAAAUCACAAUCAGAACCAGCUCCUCCUUUGUCAGAAUACUUCUAGAGAAGAUGAAACAGCUCAUUCAGUCCAUGCCCUGGAAGACACCACCAAGAGUAGACGAGAAUUGGAGGAAAAAGAUGGCUCAGGACAUGAUCAAAAGCCUUAGUGAAGCAAGACUUGCCAAAAGCAUCUGUGCACAAUUCAAGGAGCGGCUCAAGAACUCCCACGAGCAGUUCUCUGCUGCCCUUAAACAGCUUGAAGCAAAGCAUUCUGGGAGACUGGAGAAGACGGAGGAACAGCGACUGAAAGUGAGGAAGAUCCAUGCUCCAAAAGUUGCUAAACUAGCCCUUGAAAGUAUAUCAAUGAAGGAUUUUAUCUCAUUUGGCAUGCCUCAGCUAGGUCGUGAGAUUGGCCGAGGUCAGUAUGGUGUGGUGUACUCCUGCGAGAACUGGGCCGGAAUCCACAACUGUGCCAUCAAGUCAGUGGUGCCACCUGACGAGAAACACUGGAAUGAUCUGGCGCUGGAGUUUUUCUAUACAAAAAAUGUCCCAGAGCACCCUCGUGUAGCCGGUUUACGUGGCUCAGUGAUUGACUACAGUUAUGGCGGGGGCUCCUCUCCCGCUGUCUACCUCAUUAUGGAUAGAAUGCACAGAGAUCUGUACGCUGCCAUUAAGACUGGACUUGACUGGCAGAGCAGGUUACAGGUAGCCAUAGAUGUUGUAGAAGGUAUGAGGUUUCUCCACAGUCAGGGACUUGUCCACAGAGACAUCAAACUGAAGAAUGUGCUGAUGGACAAACAGAAUCGAGGUAAAAUCACAGACCUGGGUUUCUGUAAACCUGAGGCUAUGAUGAGUGGAAGUAUCGUAGGAACGCCUAUCCACAUGGCACCUGAACUCUUCAGUGGGAGGUACGAUAACAGUGUGGAUGUCUACGCCUUUGGGAUCUUGUUCUGGUACGUUUGUGCGGGACAUGUCCGACUGCCGUUUGCAUUUGAGCAGUGUACGAGUAAGGACCAGCUGUGGAUGUCUGUGAAGAAAGGCAUGCGCCCAGAAAAGCUCCCCCAUUUUGAUGAGGAAUGCUGGGAACUGAUGCAAGCGUGUUGGGCAGGUGACCAGAACAAGCGCCCUCUGUUGGGAGAUGUUGAGCCGCAGCUGAAGGCCAUCUUGGAACGGUUUAAGAUCUCCCCCGCGGCCCACAUGGCACCAAACAGUAAAGCUUUGCAUAAACUGUUGAGCACCAAUCUAUAGGAGUUAACACACAAGGCCUGCGUUAUCUACUCACCCUCUUCUUACGGUGUCUGUGUGAUGUCUGUUUCAAAUACAAACUAUUAUAACGAAUGCACGGGCUAUCAGUCAGGUGUUUGCCAUAUGCAUGUGCGUGAAGCGCACGUGGAUGCCACGUAGAUCUGGCUUACGAGAAGAAAAGCUACACACAAGCAUGUAUGCGUGUAAGGUUCAAGGCUUUGCUUCUCAAAAACUGCUGUGGUGUUAACUGUUUAAAAAACGUGGAGCUGGAGUGACUGAAAUCACGAUCAAUAUUGAACAAUUGCUGUAUGGACCUGACCCUGGAUAGUACUGACCUGGUGGACUGUUUACACAAAUUCUGGUGGAUCACACUGUUUAAAUGCCAGGCUGGCCCUUGGCAAUCCUGGCUCGUUACCAGAACCAUUCCAUUUGUCUAAAUUAAUAGCACAACACUAAAAGCUGUAUAUAAGUACACGUUGGAUUUCUCAUUCUGAUUUAUAGCACAAAAAGAAGGCAAUUACUGGUAGUUGUGCAAAGAUAUCAUCUGAUUAGGUGCUCUUUGCAAACAUGAUUUUCUUCCAAUUCAAAUCGAAUAUUUGAAAGGGGCCCCAGGGCCCUCAAAUGGGAAGAUCAAAGAGCCAUUUCUUUCUACUUUUUUCUUCCAACCCAAAAUCAUGUCUGUCUUUGAUACAGUCUGUGUUGGUUCUGUUACUCUCAAGGAAUCAGAUGCGGUCCUGGCUCUUAUAGUGGUUAUAUCCAGUUCAAACUACCAUACCCAGUCUGUUCCAAUAACUCUAAUAGCCUCCUGGACCCAGCCUAAGGUGCUUCAGGACGUGAGGGUUCAGAAUCUACUGCCUCAGAGCAGAAACCAUGACCUGCAGCUGAACAGUUUUACCAAAAUUCAGCUCAGAUUCAAUUUUACUGACAUUUGGUGUGGAGUCAGUAGCUAUUAACAUUGCAGGUGGCAGCACUGUAGAGAUUUCAAAUAAUCACUGUCUGGGUUUUAUUUAACAGCAAAAUAAUUUUAAGUUCUGCCAAAAAUCUUGUUGGACAGGAGAGAUAAUGAGGGUGUGGUCAGUAAGGGGCCAAUGGCCAUU